GAUACCAGUAGGUCGAUGUUACCUACUACAUAUGCUCGAGCGCUACACACGUCGCGAAAUCCAUUCGUAAAGUCUUCGAGAAAAUUUUCUUCGAAUUUUCACGAUCGCAAUUUGUGACGAGAUAAAUAAUAAUUCGUUUCGGAUAAAUAACUGGCAAAAGUGGUUCUAAAGGCUGGUUGUAAAAAAUUUGCAAAAUCAAAUGAAAGUGUAUGACUUUGGUAGAUAAAAUAAAAUUGGAGGACUUGGUGAAUUAUUUUUGUUCAAUUAAUGCGCGACUGGUAUUUUUCAAAUUUCCUCAUCGUAGUGCUUUCUUUUUCAUAAAUUCAUCUCUAAUUGGUGCGGCUUGGUGUUAAUAAAUCAACGGUAAUUUUCGAACUCGAUGUACACCUGUUUGUUGGAUGCUGUAAACUAAUUGCCUGACAAUCAUCCUCACCAUCGCGGACCCCGUGGCGUGCGCCGCGCCGACCCUCUACGACCAUGUGCACCCUCCCGGAUCCUCCCCAGCCACCGGAGCGGGGUCUUCCACCGGGGUAGCCUGGUGGUCCAUGAUGAACGGCAUGAACGGCGGCAUCUACGAGGACAGUCCCCCGCCCGUGCCGCAAAGCGCCGCCACGCCGAUCAGCAACAGCGGCAUGACGAGCCCGACGACGGUGCCGCCUCCAGCGGCGACGACGUCGGCGACGUCGAGCUCGUCGCCGGCCAGCGUGACCAGCAACAGCGGCUCGGCGGGACCGCUCCAGGUUCCCGCCAAACGGCUGGCGUCCGGAGCGUACGGCGACUGCGGGGACGGCGUCAUAAGGCACGGGCACCAGCCUUGGACGACGUCCUAUUCGCCCACGGACGCCCAUCAGACGGCUUUCGAUCCACCGGUAGCUCUCAAUCAUCACCAGUACAAUUCGCCGACGUAUUACAAUCUCGCCGGAGAUCCAUCGGCUAAUAGAGAGAGGAAACCGUUGUUUUGGCCACCUGCCGUCACCGCGGGCACCGGAACGCCCGAGUACAAACCGUACAAUAGUGUGUCUGGCGGUCACGGAGCCGAUCCGGCCGUAUCGUCGUGUCAUCAGAGUUUCUCCGGAACUUCUUGGUGCAAUUACCCGCCGUAUUCCACGGCGUCCCGACACCAUGUGGACGCCCAUCAAGCCGUCCCUUAUUUACCUGCAGACGAUCGAGGGAGAGCCGCCGCCGCAGCCGCUAUGGUCGCGGAAACGGCCUCCUUCACCCACAGCCACGAGAGAGCGAGUUACGGCCUCGGCAAUUACGCACCCGAACCUGUUCCGUCGACGCCUUAUCCUCCUCCAGUUAUGUGGGGAUCAUCCCCAUCUCUUUUUGCUUCAGGUUCCCUGGGAUCCAUGGGAGUAACAGUUCCUUGUGGUGCGGGCACGAAUCCCUUAGAAUGGACAGGUCAGGUAACAGUUCGUAAAAAACGCAAACCCUACUCGAAAUACCAAACCUUGGAAUUAGAAAAAGAGUUCCUAUUCAACGCUUACGUGUCGAAGCAGAAGCGUUGGGAGUUGGCGCGAAAUUUGAAUUUGACCGAAAGGCAAGUGAAAAUUUGGUUCCAAAAUCGCCGGAUGAAGAAUAAAAAAAACUCCCAGAGGCAGCAGGCGCAGCAGCAGAACAACAACAAUUCGGCUACCAACAACCAGAACCACCAUGGUUCGCAUCACCAUCCACCGCACCAGGUGCACACGCCGCAUCAUAUUGUUAAUCAUCACGGCGUUUCGGCUAAUGGGACGUUGAAACAUCAUCAGUGACCAAUGCCGUUUUCUGGGGUUGUACUGGGUCACCAUCACGGGUUAGCCAAUUAAAUACUCUUUAGUUUCAUUUAUGUAAUAAGUGCUUGAAUGACUUUGUUCACUCGGGGCGUAUGGUAUUAACGAAUGAAUGCCGACCCUGAAAAAACAUUCUUUGCAGUGCCAAAGAGUAAAUUUAUAUUUGUUGAAUUUGUGAAUUUACUGAAAAAAUAAACUCUUUUUUUUAAUUUUCCGGUUAAUUGGGCUUGUGCAAAUAGAUCUAGUGCAAAGCACGGGAAUGAUCAACUACCCCUACGCAGGUAGUUUUUUACUUCAUUUUGAAAUGGUUAUUAUAAAAAACCUUUAAGACUUAUUUUGUAUAUACAUCGACUGUAAUUUUGUCAUUAGAUUGUAAUUCGUUGGUAUAUUAUGAUUACUGUAAUCAAUGUUGCCUGUAGUUCAAUGUAUAGUAAAUUAUUGCAGGUAUAGAAUUUUAAAGUAUAAGCAGCCAUAAUUUUUCCUGUGUUAAUUCUAAUUUUAUAUGAAAUCAGUCCUGGCUGUUUUAGUCAAUGUCGCAAUAUAUUUGUUUUAAUUCUGACAUUUUACCGAAACAAUUUUUAAUCGAAAAAUAAUAAUUUGAUAAAGCCUACCUGUUUCAAUUUUAAUUACGAUUUUACAAAUUGACUAAAAUGUUUUGUUAUUUAAUAUCUAUGUUUUUUUAGGUACAUAAGUGUGAUAAAAGAUUAUGAAAAGCGGAACGUACUAAGAAUUUUAAAAUUUUGUAGAAAAAAAGAAUACAUUUUUUCGUCAGUUAUUUUUUUGUUUAUGUUAAAUUCGUAUUAAAUUGUUUUAUACGAGGCGAGUUAAAUAAAUAAUGAACCACUUCUAAAUUUAAAGAAAAUUUAUUUUAUUGACUGUUCGAACGUUAAAAAAACAGAAAUAUAUUUUUAGAAAAAUAAUUCACGCACACUUUAUUUGAUUUUAAUCAGAUAGCAACAUUCCAAGGUUUUAAUUUUAACUCAUCCCGAAACACCAGUUGAAGAUUUAAGACUGAAUUUUUUUAAUCAGCGUUAGAACAAAUUUUUAGCGUUCCACCAGGAUUGAAAUAAAAGUUGAUGUAAAUAAUAACUUUUAGGUACCUGUAUAUCUGUGGCUUGUUGUAUACGGUUGAUGCAAAAUUUUAUUUUUCGUUAUAAUUUUUUCAGUUGACACUACUUUUCAGCUUGGUGUACUUGUUACUAAAACUAUUGUAAUAUACUUGAAAACGACUUCUCUAGAAAUCCGAAUUUUAUUGUAAAAUUAUCGCGAACUACUAUACCUACUAACCAGGUUUCGUCACGUGUCAGAUGUAUUUAUUGACUAGAAUGAAAGUAUAUAUAAAAAACAUCGAUUAUACUGAUGUACAUAAAUAUUUCAUUUUAAUUGAUUCCUCGAAGGUGGAUGAAUUUAUAUGCUUUAGAAAUUACAAAAUUUAAUGAAAUUUGCAAUUGAAUUUUGACAACGAUUUAUUAAGAAAACGGAAAAUAUCGAUGUUUCAAACAAAUUUUGAUAUCACAGUAUAAUGUAUUAAAAAAAUAAGUAUGGAUUAUUUUUCAAUUUAAAUAAAUUGAUACCCUUUGAGAUUAUAUAUUUUGUAUUUGCCUGUACUAUUUUUAUAUCCUUAAAUUAUUU
Messenger RNA from Phyllotreta striolata, 3404 nucleotides. The record is from the annotation of a GenBank genome assembly. NCBI's taxonomy places the organism in Eukaryota, Metazoa, Arthropoda, Insecta, Coleoptera, Chrysomelidae.